AAGGAGCGCAAGUCGAACACAAGAACAUUCUCAAUCGAGGUGUAGAAAAUUGCAUACAAUACACCUAAAGCUGAACUGGAGUCGACAAGGCUACAAAGCUUUCAAUUCCCUAGAGAUAAAUCAAGAGCCGUCGAAAAGCAAAAAAAUGGGAAAGAAGAAGCGCGGUCACCCCGACGUCGAGGAGAUUCUGUCUCGGCCUUGGUGCUACUAUUGUGAGCGUGAUUUUGACGACCUGAAGAUUCUCAUUUCUCAUCAAAAGGCAAAGCACUUCAAGUGUGAGCGAUGUGGUCGCAGGUUAAAUACCGCCGGAGGUUUGUCCGUUCAUAUGAACCAAGUACACAAGGAAAAUCUUGGUGCAGUCGAGAAUGCAUUGCCAAACCGUACAGGCACAGACGUCGAGAUCUUUGGCAUGGAGGGUAUCCCAGAGGAUGUCCUAGGAACGCAUAAUCAGAGGAUACUUAGUCAAUUCCACCAAGCUGAGGCCGAUCGCCGCGCAGUUACCGGAAACCCGGCUCCGGGAACGGCCGGCAGUGCACCUAAGAAACCAAAGUUCGAAUCGCCUUCGGAUAUCAAGAAGCGGUUAGCGGAACACAAAGCCAGGAAGGCUGCUGAAGCAAGCGGCCAAACGAGUAGUGGCGAUGUGACUCCCACUCCCGCAGAAACUGGUAGUCAAAGCCCCGUUGUGGGCCAAAGUGUGCCAGCAGGAUUUCCACAGGCCGGUGCUCCCUUUAUGCAGCAAACUCCACCACAGCCGUCUGGUAUGCAAGCUAAUCCAAGCUUCCCUAAUUUCCCUCAGCAAUAUGGCGACACUGUCGCCUCUGCGCCGGCUUUCCAGCAGGGUCAGCCGCCGUUUGUUCAGCAGCCAGGAUAUGGUCCUCCCGGGAUGCAGCCCUUCCCGGGCCAGCCAGGGUUCAAUGCUGCAAGUCCUACCUUGCCCUACCAACAACCCUUGCCUUCUGUUACGCCCCCUCAACCCAGUGGGCUACCUCAACCGCGACCAGGCAGUUUGCCCCCUACUGCGCCUGGUUUACCGCAGCGACCUUCUUUUAGUGCGCCGCAUUUCAAUCCCUCGCAAAUGCAGCAGAUGCAUCAUGGCGUUCCUUUACAUCAAAAGGGCGCCACUCCUGUGGGACCACCAGGCGCGUCCCCCCAACAAACGGCUAACGGACAAUACCCUCAAACUGUGCCGAGCCCGGCAACCGCCACUCAACCUCCCGUCUCAGGAUCUGCAGAAGGUCAGGCCAAGGCUGCCGAGGGCAAGCCGGCAGAAGGUGAGAAGAAGGCCAAGAAGGAGAAGGCUUCGAAGCUGGUCUAUUCCGAUAACGAAGUCAGUCCGGAAGAGAAGAUGGCCAAGCUUCCUAGGUACGCUUUUGUCCCCGACAAUAAAGAGGAAACUGUGUUAGGCAGCGCAGUUGAAGCUACAGUCACGGGCGUUGUCGACGACCAAGACGAGGUCACAGACGAGCACAUCUAGAGUCUGCCAGCCUGUUCAGCUCAGCGAAGUUACUGCUGUCUCUCUUAUCCUACCUACAAAUCGGCCUCUCAGGCUUGCUUUUGCUUGCAGUACACCUCCUCUUUUGGCCCCUUUGCAUGUUGAUCCUCCUCACCAGGAAAGCUAUCGGGAUCGCUAUCUGCAUGGUGGGAGGGCCAGAUCCAUUCAGCUAAGUCUUGCUUUUCCGCCUUACGCUUGAAUCAAAAAAGGAAAAAAGAGAGCACAGAAAACUUAGUCUUAGGAUGAUGAUUGCCUUGCAGAAGUACGUCUUCUGGCUUAAUCGGAACAAA
Messenger RNA from Xylona heveae TC161, 1782 nucleotides. RefSeq lists its product as hypothetical. Gene Ontology annotation, cellular component: nucleus. Bases 146 to 1474 code for a protein of 442 amino acids. The record is from RefSeq and is a predicted model, not a curated record. The transcript is spliced from 3 exons. Gene Ontology annotation, molecular function: DNA binding. Lineage: Eukaryota; Fungi; Ascomycota; Xylonomycetes; Xylonales; Xylonaceae.